AUGUUAUUGAUAUUUCUAUUCUUUUUGAUUCAAUGGAUUAACUGUUGGAAUGUUAUAACAUUGAAAAAAAUAAUUGAGCCCAUUAAUAAUAAUAAUUUGAUCGUAGAGGAUGAUUAUAUGAUUGUGUCUAAUGGAAGCUACUCAUUUAAAUAUGAAGGUGUGUAGGGAUAUAGGAAAUUACAUAUGAUAUUUGAUGCUAAGGUAAAUUUGAGUUAAGCUGAAAUAUUGAUUAAGGUAAACGGAAUUAGAAGAAACUUUCUUUUUGUAGAAAGAGAUUUUAAGGAAUUUCAUAUGGAAUUUGAUCAUUAGGCUCCAGAUAUAAGAAUAUAGUUUAUUUUUGAUGCUGAGAUCCAAUUUACAUUAAGGAACUUCAAUAUAUUUAUUUAGGAAUGCCCUAAGAAUUGCAGAUACUGCUUAUCUGGAUAUUGUGAUCUUGAAAUAUUUGAUUAAUGUUAGAAAUUAAGAUAUAAAAAUGAAUGUGUCGAUGAAUGCCCCUUAGGAUACUUAGCUGAGUUCAGAGAAUGUAUAAAGAAAAGUUUAAAUUAGUUGGAUAUUAAUUAAAAGUCCGUAAACAAUGAUAUUGGAUCAAAUAAGAGAUUUGGAGAUAGUUAAGAAUUGUAUUUUGAUUUUGAAUAGCAAUUUGAAGGUUGGAUGGAGAUUAAGUUUAAUUGUUAUGGGAAAUAGAAGGAUUAAAAUCAAUCAAUUCUAAAGAUAUCCAAAGAAAAUGUUCAGCCUGAAACAAUAUAUCCGUUUUUACCCAUUUAUUAUAAUACAUAAUCGUAUAAACAGUGUGAGAAAAAGUCUGAAUUAGAUUGCAUAUAAGUGAAAGUUUUAGUUAAGAUGGAAUUCUAAGAAUAAAAUAAAAUUACUAUAUAUAGUUAUUCAAAAAAUGUUGAAAAUUCAGGAUUUUGGAAUGUUGAGGACGUUAAACUAUAUGAUAAAGAAAUAAAAUAUUAUGAUUGCUCAAUUAUUGGAUGUGAAUCGUGUUCUUUUAAUUAAGUAUGUAGUUAAUGCGGUUAAGAUUUAUAUUUAUAUGAAAAUGAAUGUGUUAAAUAAUGUCCAUAUUUUACAAUUAGAAAUGGUAGCAAAUGCAUAAAGAUAGAUGAACAAUAACAAGAUGUUAGUUUUCUCAUAAAAUUAGAUUCACCAUUUUAGGACAUAUUAUCUAUUUUUGGUUAGAAGACUUUCGAUAUGAGGGAAUAGAUAAGUUUUCGUUAUGAAAACGGGACUACAUUCAUCGGAGGAGGAUUAAAAGAUGGUUGGCGAAGGACUACAUUUACAAAACAAUUAAAUCUUGGAAAACAUUACUAGAUUAGAUUGAUGUUUAAUUUAUCAAUCGAGAAUUCUACUUCGGAUUCAGAUUGUUUUACAUACACAAUAGAUGGAAAAACCACUCUUGCCCAUAAGAAUGUGUCUUACAUUGAUCAUACUCUUUAUCAUAACAAGAACAUCCUCAAUAUGAACUUAGGAUGUAAAAUCUCGAGUAAUGGUAGAUGUGUAAUCUCUAAUUAUUAUUUUAUGACUAUGAAAUGUUCUCCUCUUUGUCUUCAAUGCGUUGGCCCAUUUGAAUAGGAUUGCAAAGCUUAUGAAAAGAACAUUUAGAAAUUUGACUAUUAGAAAUUAAAGUGUCUUGAUGGUUACUACUUAGAUGGUAAUGGAUGUCAAAAAUGUUCUGUCGGUUGUCUGAUUUGUGAAUCUUAUAACAAGUGCUUAAAAUGCAAGGAAGAUAAGGAUGGAGAGUUUUAUUGUUAGCCCUACAUCUGA
This is a messenger RNA of Paramecium tetraurelia, 1764 nucleotides long. RefSeq lists its product as uncharacterized. NCBI's taxonomy places the organism in Eukaryota, Ciliophora, Oligohymenophorea, Peniculida, Parameciidae. The transcript is spliced from 4 exons. The record is from RefSeq and is a predicted model, not a curated record.